Molecule: messenger RNA, 1284 nt
Organism: Homalodisca vitripennis (glassy-winged sharpshooter)
Lineage: Eukaryota; Metazoa; Arthropoda; Insecta; Hemiptera; Cicadellidae
Product: RAD50-interacting protein 1-like
Exons: 9
Biological process (GO): regulation of ER to Golgi vesicle-mediated transport; endoplasmic reticulum to Golgi vesicle-mediated transport; retrograde vesicle-mediated transport, Golgi to endoplasmic reticulum
Cellular component (GO): Dsl1/NZR complex
Source: RefSeq, a predicted model, not a curated record
AUGAAAAUUAAGAAAAUACAACAGUUAGAACACAAGGGGUCUCUUAUCUGCGAUGUGUACGCUCCAUUUCAAGAUCUGAGUUCUAAUAUGGAAAUGUACUUGGCGUCACGAAGUGAGGCAGAAGCAAUAGCGGAAUUCGGUGUCCUGUGUGAAAUGUGUGCUCGCCUUCAUACCUCCAAAUGCAGCCAUCUUACCACCUAUCUGAGUGACACGCUUCAUCACUGGCAUAAUGUGUUGAAAGAUAGGUUUUCAGCACAGUUGGAGGAAGUGUUGAAGACUGCAGGCUGGCCUGUAGUCAGCAGCACUGUACUCACUACACCACCACCAGAUUGUAUGAACCGGUUCCAGCUCAUAGUCAAACAUCUGCUCGAAAUCCAGCUUCCUCCAGAGUUGACUACUCCAGCUGUUACUUCCUCACUGUUGGGGAACUUUCCCCCACUCUCCCUCCCAGUCACGUUGAUGUUGAAACCUCUACGAAAACGUUUCAUUUAUCAUUUCUGCGGCAACAAGAAGACAAACCAACCAGAAAGGCCAGAGUGGUUCAUGACGCAGGUCCUGACCUGGAUAAGGGACCACGAACAUUUCAUGACCCAAUGGGUGCAGCCCGUGUUCAACCAGAGUAGAAGAACUAAAAUGUCAGCCAAGUUGGAGCUGACCCAAGGUCUGGUGGAGCUGGUGGUAGACAAGCUACACAGUGACAUGCCAUCACUCAUGAACAAGGACGAACACUUCUCCCACAUGGUCGACGAGACACUGGGCUUCGACAAGGAGCUGAAGGAGGUCGCCGGAUAUCCGGAGUCCUUGCCCAGUGCCGUUACAGUUCUCACACAGGCGCAGGUCUUCGUCAAGUGGAUACACAUGGAGCAUAAAUAUGCAAGAGACAAGAUGGACAACAUCCUCAGCAGCGGGACUGCAUGGUCUGAGCUGACAGGCAGUGAUGAACUGAAGAUCACUGAGGCCGCUGAGGCCUUUUUAAACCUGUUGUCCACUAUGACAGAACGGUACAGCAUCCUGCCUCAGCCUGGUCACAGGAUGCAGUUUGUUGAUCUCCAGUUGGAAUUGAUUGACGAGCUGAGGUUGAGGUUAUCACAGCUGCUAAACUUAGAGAGACAAGAUCCCCUGGACUCGCAGUUACCAGCCAUACUGAACACUGCCUCCUACAUCUGCACAGUCCUAGCAGAGUGGGGCACUAAGCCGCACUAUUUGAUGCUGCAGCACUACAAGACUCAGGUGCAAUCUGUGGGAGGUGAAUUGUCAGCUAUGGAAGCUGCUUCUCUUAGGCAA